This is a messenger RNA of Cydia pomonella (codling moth), 2267 nucleotides long. RefSeq lists its product as uncharacterized. Lineage: Eukaryota; Metazoa; Arthropoda; Insecta; Lepidoptera; Tortricidae. The transcript has 2 exons. The record is from RefSeq and is a predicted model, not a curated record. The coding region runs from base 918 to 1952 and encodes 344 amino acids.
UACCAUAAAAUAGGUAUAGAGAAUAAAGAAUUAUAUCCUACUAUUUUAAAAUCGUUCUCACCAAGAAACCAUGAAGGUACUAAUGAAGGGGACAAGGGACAGGGUGUUUCAUCCUACGAUGCUGCGCGAAUGUGCCAUUGCAAUUCAACAGUUGGUCAGCGGUAGCGACAGCAAAAAAAUCCGACAGACUCUUUUACCAAUUUUUUGGUUGUUCUUCAUCGUUUUCUAAAGGGUAGGUAGUCAAUAUUAGAUACUCAAUUUAAUUUCUUAGGCAAACCGACCGCGAAAAGACACCUUUCGUUCUGUAUGCUAGAGCCGGCACCAUCACGUUUGGGUUUGUUUAUUUAUUUGCUUAAACGUUAUUUUUAGGCCCGUGGCGCUUCGUGGCUGGUACAUGUAAGCUGAAAAAUAAAUGUGCAAACAGUGUUUAAUUUACUUCAUGUCUUUUCAAAACUACAUGCAUGUCUCUAGUCUUAUCACAAAAUUAUCAAUGAUCGUUUAGACGAAACACUUAGCAUUGGAUAGAUUUCUACUCCUGUAACUGUAGCAACAGGACCUUUUCCUCAACCACAUUCAUACAUAUAACAAACAAUAUAUAAAAAACUUUUUUUUUUGAAAAUUAACUAUGCCAAUUACUUUCCUUAAACGUACUUACGCAUACCCCGGAGUUAACGGAAUUCAAUAAAAACACGGUGUAUAUUAUUUUAACCAGGAACCAACGUAAUACUCGAAGAGCUACGAAUAUAUAAUCGUAUAUCAACAAACUCCAACUAAGACAAAUAUUUAAUUUGAACAAAAAGUCUCGUCUCUGCUAACGCUCCAGCUCGGAUGUAUAUAAGACUUGCUUCGCCCAGCGUCGCCAUCAUAACAUCCCUGGCUGUCAACCGGCACAUACAGUCGUAAACAGCAUCCAUGUAAUGAGUGGACAUCGCGCAAACAGAAGCAUGUUGCACUACUGGCUUCUGCUGUCCUGGUUUGGCACAGCAAGCCUGCAAUACAUCAACGUCGGGCCCACGCCAGACGCGCUCAUAGCCCCCAGCGUCUCGAACUUCAACGCCCACAUCCCGUACGUCAACUACUAUAACCCCUCGCUCCAAGGCGAAUUCAACGUGCAGAGCGACCCCAUCGACAACACGGACUCAUACAACCGAUUUUACCCAAGCGGUGACUAUCCGCCCGCCGAUCGCAAACGAAGAACCAUAGAUGAAGAAUCAAAAAAUUGGUUACCGAAUAUACUAGACAGCGGAAAACAUACUGAAAAUGAAGAGAGAGCCGUUACACCGCAAAUAAACCAAGAGUCCAACUCGGAUAAUGAGACGAAUACGGAGACUUUGAGCCUUCGGAAAAGGAGCUUUAGUCCGUGGGGCGGCAAGCGGGCCGGAGGCGUCAACGUCGAUCAGAUGUGGACCUGGAAGCGCGCCACUCGCAGCAGGGAGCCCAGCAUGCCCAAACGGGUGCGCUUUAGCCCCUGGGGAGGCAAAAGGAGCGGACAAGUGAUAUACCACCCGGGCAGUAAAGUUAAGAGGGUAAUUUACUCAACCUCCAUACCAGCGCUCACUCGGAUCUUAUCCAACUAUUCGCCCUCUGACCAACCGUCAGAAAUGACUGAUUACCAAUUCAGACCAUCAAUAGACAAGCGGCAUCCGAUCAAAAUUCAAGUUAUGGGCGCUCAAUCAGAUCACGUACGCGAAGCGUUACCCUUUAAGAAUUUCCUAGCAGCUUUACCGCCCUUGUUUAAGCCUGGUCAUCCAUACGUGGACUUGAAUUUGAAAAACGACGGCAAAAGAAAGGUCAUAUUUAGCCAAUGGGGAGGGAAGCGAACGGCACCUAUAAUUGGACCCAUAUGGACACCAGGUCUAGGCAACGUGAAGGAGGCUACUUUAGAUGCCAUUUUACUUAUCAGAAAUAAUAAUAUUGACGAAGCGAAGGAAGAAUCGACGAAAGCAUUGUAAAAUGGAACAAUUGUCAUGUAACUUCCGGACUAUUCAGAAUGGACUCCUUUCUUAGAGGCAUCGUGAUCUUUCAAAUGCUUUAUAUAGGGUUUUAUCUAGCUUGCUAUAUAAGAAUAUAGUGCCAUAAUUAAGUUUAAAAUAAGCAGAUUGAAGUUCGGGAGUUACAAAAUUUGUCAUCGACAAAAAGGCUGGGUUUGUCGAUUGACAGCGAACUGAAAAAUGCACUAAGUCAAGUCAACAUUGUUAAGGUAUCGUAUUAUAGGUACUUAUUUAUUGAGCUAUCUUGUUAGAAAAUUAAAGAGAAUUAAUUAAGUU